Messenger RNA from Phytophthora infestans T30-4, 1363 nucleotides. Its product is annotated as DNA mismatch repair protein mutS, putative. Gene Ontology annotation, cellular component: nucleus. Gene Ontology annotation, biological process: mismatch repair; reciprocal meiotic recombination. The coding region runs from base 1 to 1293 and encodes 430 amino acids. NCBI's taxonomy places the organism in Eukaryota, Oomycota, Peronosporomycetes, Peronosporales, Peronosporaceae. Gene Ontology annotation, molecular function: ATP binding; ATP-dependent DNA damage sensor activity; mismatched DNA binding. The transcript is spliced from 9 exons. The record is from RefSeq and is a predicted model, not a curated record.
AUGCUUGACGUUGCACGACGAACCUACCUAGACACAAUUGAAAAGAUCCACGAAAUUGUACACGUGUACAAGGAAAACCUUGGAAUCCCCAUGCGGCUCAACUAUACAAGGGGGUAUCAUUUGGCCAUCCCCGUCAAUGUGAAAGAUUUACCUGCGAGCUUCAUCGAGAGGGUGGCGGCUAAAACAGUGAUCUGCUGCUCCACUAGAGCACUUGUUUCGCUGAACGUGAGGCUCAACGAAGCACUUACUGCCGUCUACAAGCUAUCGAAUGAUGUAAUCCAGCAGCUACUCGACAAAAUCCGCCCUCGAGCCUCAACCAUGCACGCGAUGGUCGAAAGCAUUGCACUGCUGGAUAUGCUGCUCAGCUUUGUGAACGUCGUAGCCCUCUCGCCACCAGAUCAGCCAUACACGCGGCCGACUGUCACCGAGCAUGGCAACAUGAUCAUAAAGAAGGGUCGACAUCCGCUCGUUGAGCGUGUUCUGAAAGACCAAGCGUACAUCCCAAGCAACUCCUUUUUCGAUCCCGUGAGCACCUUCCACAUUGUUACUGGCCCGAACUGCGCAGGAAAGUCGACAUACCUAAGGGCAACAGCAUUGAUAACAAUUAUGGCCCAAAUGGGGUGCUACGUUCCUGCUUCGAAAGCUAUCAUUCCGAUUCGGGAUCGAAUUUGUACUAGAUUCGGGACAUCGGAUGACAUGGAAGAGAAUGCCAGCACUUUUGCUGUCGAGAUGACCGAGACGGCUUUCAUCUUGGAAGCAAGCACGCCGAAAUCGCUGAUACUGAUCGAUGAACUGGGUCGAGGGACAUCCAACGACGAAGGUGCCGCGAUCGCAUGGAGUAUCGCCGAGGAAAUUAUCGACCGAGGGUCAUACACGUGCUUCGCGACUCAUUAUCACCAACUCAAUCGCCUUGCUCAGAUGUAUCCUCGCUGCCGGUGCUAUCACAUGGGGACUGAAUCAAACACGAGCUCUGUGAGCUUUCGUUACAUCUUAAAAGAUGGUCCAUUCCCAUCGACCGGCAUGUAUGGCAUCAAAACCGCAGCACUAUGUGGAUUGCCGGCAGAGUUGAUUCGUGAAGCAGAACGCACCUAUGAGAAGUUGCGAAGCGACCGUGAGGCUGCAGAAACCGCAACCAACCAAGACUCCGCAACCAAUGAUACCAGCAAGAUCAACAGAAAUCUGUUGCACCAUUUGUACGCGCUUCGAUACGCUGACCUGGACAAUGCUGGGCUUCGACGCCAACUCCAGUAUCUUCGCAACCGAUUUCUAGUCCCAGCAACAGAAAACGAGUAAAACAACUCGUUUCUCUCUCGAAGGUUUUACUUCAUUGCUCCUCGUCAGCAAAUACACAUUUCUUGGAACU